Messenger RNA from Thamnophis elegans (Western terrestrial garter snake), 1580 nucleotides. It is a transcript of the gene KCTD21, whose product is annotated as potassium channel tetramerization domain containing 21. The record is from RefSeq and is a predicted model, not a curated record. Gene Ontology annotation, biological process: ubiquitin-dependent protein catabolic process; protein homooligomerization. The transcript is spliced from 3 exons. Lineage: Eukaryota; Metazoa; Chordata; Lepidosauria; Squamata; Natricidae. Bases 479 to 1261 code for a protein of 260 amino acids. Gene Ontology annotation, molecular function: cullin family protein binding; histone deacetylase binding.
CUAUCCAUCUAUCUAUCCACCCAUCUAUCCUUCUAUCUAUCUAGUUGUAUCCGCAAAUGUGAUGUGGUCCCCAUCCACUUUAGCUGCACUGUGCAGAUAAUUCUGGUUCAAUUCCUGAUCUUCCUUUUUCUUUCUUUUUAUGGGCAAAUAUUUGCCUAAGGAAGGAUUUUCUCAACCUUGGCAAUUUUAAGCCCUGUGGAAUUCUGGGAGUUGAAGUCCACACAGCUUAAGGUUGCUAAAGUUGGGAAACACUAGUCUAAAGUCUAAAGUGAUUGUUUGCUUAACUGGAAAACCCGGAUGGGUGGACUUCAACAUCCGGGAUCUUCUGCAAUGCCCAAGGAAUUCUGAGAGUCACAGUCCACAGAGCUUAAGGUCCUUGGAAAUCCAGACGAUGGCCCAGUUUAAGCAGUUGGGGACAAUUUUUAUAGAAACUCUGAUCCUUUGAAAGAAGAACGCUUGAUCUGUUCCAUUUCCAGCCAUGUCGGAACCCAUAACGCUGAACGUUGGCGGGAAAUUAUACACGACCUCCCUCUCCACUUUGACCAGCUUCCCAGACUCAAUGCUGGGCGCCAUGUUCAGCGGGAAGAUGCCCACCAAAAGAGACAACCACGGCCACUGCUUCAUUGACCGAGACGGCAAAGUUUUCCGCUACAUCCUCAACUUCUUGAGAACUUCUCACCUGGACCUCCCCGAGGACUUCCAAGAAAUGGGCCUGCUUCGGCGAGAAGCAGACUUUUACCAGGUCCAGCCACUCAUCGAGGCUCUACUGGAGAAGGAGGUGGAGCUCUCAAAAGCCGAGAAGAAUGCCAUGCUCAACAUCACUUUGGAUCAGAGGACCCAAACAGUUCAUUUCACCGUCCGGGAAGCUCCUCAGAUCUACAGCUUGUCCUCUUCCAACAUGGAAGUCUUCAGCGCGCACAUCUUCAGCACGUCCAGUCUGUUCCUCAAACUCCUGGGCUCCAAACUCUACUACUCUUUCAACGGCAACUUGGCCUCCAUCUCUACUUAUUUAGAAGACCCCUACCACGUCACUUUGGAUUGGGUGGCCAGCGUGGAAGGUCUACCCGAAGAGGAAUACACACGGCAGAACUUGAAGAGGUUGUGGGUCCUGCCCACCAAGAAACAAAUUAACAGCUUCCAGGUCUUUGUGGAGGAAGUCCUAAAAAUUGCCAUGAGCGACGGGUUUUGCGUGGACGCCACUCACCCGCACACAACAGAUUUCAUGAAUAAUAAGAUUAUUCGGCUGAUUCGCUACAAAUAGACAGACACAAGAAGACGGUUUCCCAGCAACCAUGCGACGUCGCGUCGCGUCACAACCUUACAGCCUGGAGCUGACUUGGCAAACCAUGGUCUAAUCCAAACCUUGGUUCUAACUGGAGAAGGCCUAGUUUUUGUUUUUUGUGUUUUUACUAAAAAGACUAACCCAGAUUUGCUAAAACUAGAGACGGGAACGCGAUGGAUUUUUAUGUGGGAAUUACGUAGGGGUCUUGCUCCGUAGAGGGCUGCUCAGUGGCUAAGACGCUGAGCUUGUCGAUCAGAAAGGUCGACAGUUUGGCGGUUCAAAUCCCUAGCACCACCUA